GGUUAUAUCUUUAUGUAUAAAUAAAGUUGAGCACGAUUUAUGUGUGUGCUUACUAAAGGAAGGUAGAAACCCGUGAAAGACGUUAAAUUUGAGUAGUUGUACUAUCCUAGCUAGCUCUACUCUUUUAUAUCACCGGCCACCUCUAUCUAUCUAUUCAUUAUUUCAUUUUCAAUUCACCUUCAAUUCAAUUCUUGGCUCGAUCGAUCGUUCUCAAUAACACAUCAUAUGAACCAUGUCGUCGGCAUUGGACCUCGAUCAUCCUCCCCCGACCAAGAAGUUCUUUGAUCGACGUCAAAGCUUCAAAGAUAUACAAGGUGCUAUUUCAAAGAUGAACCCGAAGGUUGUGAAGACUGUGAUCGAAUCAGGAAAACGACCACUCACUUCCAGUAGUGUUUUACAACUUGGCUUGCGUUCGCCUUCUCUUCCCUUGAGUAUGCCUGCAACAGCCCCUUUAACUAUCUUUUACGAUGGGAUGGUAUCGACUUUUGAUGUUUCUCCAUCUGAGGCAGAGACCGUGAUGAAAUUUGCACUUGGAGAAGGACUGACAUCUCAAAAACUCCAUACACUUGACCAAGGCGUUCGUUUAUUUGGCUACGAAGAGAAGCUAGAGUUUGAUGAUUCAUGUACGGACUUACCCAUCGCACGCAAGAAGUCACUACAGAGGUUCUUAAAGAAACGCAAAGGGAGGAUGAGUUUGGUGAACUAAAAAACUGAAAACAAAAGAAGGCUAAGAUGGUUACUAAGCUACUACCAUUAGGAUUGGUUUUUUAUUUCAAUGAAAUUGUUUUUAUUUUUUUUUUAUGAUUAAUUAAUCAUAUAUGUCCCCUAUUGUUAAUUUCGAUUUGAUUUUCAUUUGGCC
Molecule: messenger RNA, 859 nt
Organism: Erigeron canadensis
Lineage: Eukaryota; Viridiplantae; Streptophyta; Magnoliopsida; Asterales; Asteraceae
Product: protein TIFY 9-like
Exons: 6
Coding region: 233-706 (157 amino acids)
Biological process (GO): regulation of jasmonic acid mediated signaling pathway; regulation of defense response; response to wounding
Cellular component (GO): nucleus
Source: RefSeq, a predicted model, not a curated record